Messenger RNA from Gamsiella multidivaricata, 3483 nucleotides. RefSeq lists its product as uncharacterized. The coding region runs from base 167 to 3304 and encodes 1045 amino acids. The record is from RefSeq and is a predicted model, not a curated record. The transcript has a single exon. NCBI's taxonomy places the organism in Eukaryota, Fungi, Mortierellomycota, Mortierellomycetes, Mortierellales, Mortierellaceae.
CUAAUGUUCGUGCUGCUUUUCAACUGCUAUAUGUUCCUUUCGUUGAAUGCUCUAUCGUCCCCACUUUGUCAAGAACCCUGGGGAGCCGUAUCGAUUUAAUUGAAUUCUAGGGGUUCAGAAGGAGCAGGAACCGAGAGACCGGAAAAGGAAAAUAUCUCGUGGGAACAUGGAACUCACAUAUAGGGGGGCAGACAGUGGCAGCGAUAUUCGUGAGACGAGCUCUUCUCCACUGUCAAGGGACGACAUUGUUAUCGAGGUUGCAGAGUCGCAGCCUGCAGUGGCGGUACCAUCGACCUUACAGGACACCACCCAUCACACUUAUAACAGUGACAAGCAACAUAACCCCCUCGGCACAUCCUCGGCGUCCCGGUCAAACACUAGUCCGUCAGCUCUUCAACCUUGGCCUUUGCAGCCGUCUCCGCAGGACCUUCCAUCUCUUGAUGGUCCUUCGACCCUCUCACUCACGUUGCCAAUAUUGUCUCACCGAGGAGACCAAGAAGGUUCACCAUCUUCGGGUCCUUUGCUGGUCUCGCCCCGUGGGCGUUACACGAAUGCUGAUUCAUUGGAGAAUGCAAGCACGUUUACCGGAGCUAUUAGACAGGAACGUUCCUUGACUCCAGACACCACUUCUUAUCAACCACUUCCGCCUCUCUCAUGCGCUUUUUCGGAACCGCAGGAUUUAGUGACAAUUAACCUCUCAGACUCACUGCCAGAACCGCCGGCAUAUGUGGACGAGGAUGCGCCUCAGAGUUCAUCGACCGUGUCUGACAGGACGAAUAGCGCAUCUUUUAAUGGGUCUAUAGACCCGCGACAUAUCUCUUGGUUGCAGCAGGACGGAUCAGGAGUCCAACAGACAGGCCCGCUUCCAACUUUGCCAUCCGUGCUUUCGCCUAGCUUUCGCCAUUCGUUCUUAGAAGAGGAUGAGUUACCGGGGUAUGCUCCUGUCUUUGAGGUCAACCUGCAUUUCCGGCUCCCAGAGGACACGGCCACGACGUACAUUGUCAUACCAAGUCAGGGUCCUGCGGAGUUCAGGGACCCUCGGCCGCAACCGGACCGGGCGAUGGAUAUUUACUCAGAUAAUCAACACAAUAGUCGGACGAGACCUCAGAGCGGCGCUGGAGUAAGUGCGGUGGACGCAGACAUUAUUCGACGACGUGAGUCUAUAGGCGAGCCCGGUCAGCGACUUGAUGGAGUAGGACAGGUCGCGCCUACACAACUUCAGCCAGGCGCUUGGACCUUAGAAUACUGGGUUGAGGACGCAAUUGAAUAUUUGUGCUAUCUCAUGGACCCAAAGUUAUCAGGAACUACAGAGCUGGUCCCCAGAACAAUGACUACCAACAGAACAGCAAGACAGAUACAGUCGACAAACCUUGCACCCGCACCACUUGAAACCACGACGAAUGAUAUUUCGACAACCACUACUAGGUCUGCCCCUGCGGCAGCGCAGGGUCAGCCUUCACCGAGCUCAUAUCAAGAGUCACGCCAGUCAAUAGGACCAAGCGAAGGGAGGACUACCGCGGUUGAAACUGCAGCAGGCGUCAAUAGUGGGUCUAUACAGGGUAUGAUUGAGCUCAGCACGAUGGCUAGUUGCCAGAGUAGGAUGCCACCAAUCUCUGGCGAACAUGCCAUGACAAAUAUGGAGAGAGUACCGACCGGACAUAUUCGUGGACGACCACCGCCUUUGAACAGGAUCCGGAACACCUUGCUGGCGCCAUUGUCACCCCAUGCGAUCGAGAAUCUUGAAUCACUGCAUUCUGUUGGGCGGCGACGUGUGGGCCCGACACCCUUGACUCUCAUCGGAGGAGGAAGCUUAUCUAGGACAAGGCCACCGGAGGAGGCGAUUGCCAAUUCAACUGCCCAUGCGACACCGGCGGGUGCAGCGAACAACUCCGCGGUCUCCCCCCCAUCUGGAAACGAAGCUUUUGUAGCCACAGUAGAAGCCGCGCCAGAAGUGGAAGUAGCGACAUCAAGCAUCGGUGUGGAGCCGACUGCAGUAACCACGGACGAAGAACGGCCAAUAACACCAGCAAGAAUAUCCCAAGAGUCCCCCUUUGGUACCCUACCAUCUGUUCAACAUGUUCAGAUUAACGACGGCUACGAAGGCGAAGAGGCGGAUGCCACCCUCGCCGAUGCUGUUGCCAUGGAGACGGCCGAAGGGCGCCUCAGCACUCAAACCCGCCUCGGAAAUGUUUUUAGCCACGCGCUCUCGUCCGAGUUCUUCAAGAGUCCGACGUACGCCUUUGUCUCCGCUGACGAUCCUCAGACAUGGAUUUGGUGGUCAACCCAUCAUGAGACGAAUCUCCAGCGGUGUCGCCAGGAGGGACCGUAUGAGAAGGUGAUGAUGUGGUGGCGAACAAGGGCCGACUACUAUUCAAAGGAGGGUAAGGCGAAGAGGCGGAAGGAAAGACAGAAGAAGAUGGAGAUGAGAAGGCAGCUGCCACAGCACCAGCGAGAGGAGUCAAUAGGAAUUAAGGAUCGAUGGCAUCGGUGGUUGAGCCUGAGGUCCUCGACGCCGCAUAACGAGUCGAUGGAAAUCACGAUGCGUGUACGGGGGCUGUAUUAUGCAUGGCGCGAGGAGGCGUAUGAGCCUCAACCUCAAGAACUACCAGUAGUGCCCGUGGCAUCCAGGAUGCGGGAUCUACAGGAGGCAGGCCCUGAGGGGGUUGUGGAGGUGGGGGUUGCAGAGGGUACCCAAGCUGUGGCACCGUCGUUGUCGGGCCCUGCAACUGCUACGACUUUGUCGAUGCCAGCGUCGCCGGAUUAUGAGGAUGUGAUAGGAGCGACCAAGAAGCCGCGCAUGUUUCUGCUGGUGCGGGACGACUCGCUUGUGAUGGGCCAGCGCGUCAAAGGAGGUACGGUUGCGGAGGUGUACAUCAUCGAGGACGGAGUCAAUACUGCUGCAGUAUCCCAAGAUAAUGUAGCCAUAUCCAACUACGAUUCUAUCGCUGCAGUGUCUUCACCACUGAAUGCUUCUUUUUCGUUAGCUUCCGCGUUACCUCCUUCAUCGUCCCAUGCACGACCGUCCAUUUCCUCUUCUUCAACUUCGAGUGGCAUCUCUGAGGCGCGCUCAUCUUCCUUCCCGUCAAGCCUACGCAGACGACGAUGUGUGGUCCGGAUUCUGCACGGGAUGCACUCAGAGAUCGAGACGUUUGCGCUGUCAACAGGCCCAAGACUUCCAGAGCUUUUUGAGUUGUACACGGAUCAGUCGAUCCCUGGGCCGUCCAGGGGAAGCUUUAUUUGCUCACUAGUUACGUUUGGGACCAUUUUCAUUGUGGCCUUCAUCAGCAUUGCCUUUGCGCGAUAGUUUUUUGGACUAGGUGCCAAAAUCUCUUUGUUGUAUAUCCUCCUAAUCCGGCACUCUUCUUUAUAUAUAUCUGCAGCCAUACCAAUUCGGUCUAUCAUGCCGUAAUAAUCUUACACAGUAAUCAUAUGUAGGAAUCUAUACAGUAAUCAUAAUAAUAGCCCUGUUUUUUUCUUCGGAGG